Ficedula albicollis (Collared flycatcher) is the source of this 825-nucleotide messenger RNA. RefSeq lists its product as uncharacterized. Bases 1 to 825 code for a protein of 274 amino acids. Gene Ontology annotation, biological process: epigenetic programming of gene expression; genomic imprinting. Lineage: Eukaryota; Metazoa; Chordata; Aves; Passeriformes; Muscicapidae. The transcript has 8 exons. Gene Ontology annotation, molecular function: zinc ion binding; nucleic acid binding. The record is from RefSeq and is a predicted model, not a curated record.
AUGAGGAAAGACAUCAGCAAAGAGAAAAAUAGUCUGAUGCUUAGAUCAGAAGAAAUCACAAUUUUUAAGGGGGAGUUUGUCAGCUUACUUAAUGUCCAUGCACAUAUCUUAGCUAAGAGGUUAGUUGUCCGUAACCAAAAGCACCCGGCCGGGGCUGACAAAGAGACGCCACCCCGAGGUGUUGUGGAGCAGUUUUCGGGAGCCUGGGCAGCAGGAAGCGAGGCUCGGGGCAGCAGCGCGGGGUGCCGGCAGCCCGGCCCCACGGGGACUGAGGGACGGGAUCCCGAGGCUCUGGGGCUGGGAGCGAGCAGCGCUGGGCCAGCUGCCGGCAGCCCGGACCCACAUGGGGUGAGAGAAGUGUCCUGCACUGCAAAUGGCCUCCUGUUUGACAUUUAUUGCUUGCUAGUCUGGAGUCAGCUCUGGUGGAUGAGGAAGGUUGGUGACUCUAAGAUGUUUGAGAGAAUCAAACGAUCUGAUGAAGCUUCUGCUUCUUCAGCACAAGGAAUCCAAAGACAUGGUGUUGAGGGCUCUCCACGUCAGGACAGCAGUAGCAGUUUGCACAGAAGAGGACAGGAACAUCCUCGGCCUGGAGCAUCCGCUGGGCAAAAUAGACAAGGAUACUGCAACUGUUGCCACGUACACUACAGUAAUCUGGAACAGCAUGUUUUCAGCUCCCAGCACAGACAUUUUACAACAUACUGUAGAAAUCGUAUGGGUACCAGUAGCUUGAUGGAACGUUUCCUGCAAGAUGUUUUACAGCAUCAUCCCCACAGAUACCAUGACAGCAGUAAAUUUGGCUCAAUUGAGGUGGAACUUGCUCAAUGA